CUAACAUUUUUCAUCAAACACCAAACAUUCCAUUUACACUUUUAUCAAUAGUAAAAACAAAUGACUUCAUUUUCUCUAUUUUGUGUCUUGGGCUUAUUUCUAAUUAUUGGUCAUGUUGCACUUGCACAAGACUCACCAACAGACUUUGUGAACGCCCACAACGUAGCAAGAUCCGAGGUUGGCGUCCCAAAUAUAGUUUGGGACGACACCGUAGCUGCUUUUGCACAGAACUAUGCUAAUCAACGUAAGGAUUGUCAACUGAUCCACUCCAGUGGUGAUCAUGGCGGUUACGGAGAGAAUAUUGCUAUGAGCUUUGGCGACUUUAGUGGCACGGGUGCUGUGGAGAUGUGGGUGGAUGAAAUAGGCAACUAUGAUCAUGAUAGUAACUCAUGUGUUGGUGGUGAAUGUCUCCAUUAUACUCAGGUGGUUUGGAAAGAUACAGUACGUGUUGGAUGUGCCAAAGUGAGAUGUGAUAAUGGUGGAACAUUCAUUACUUGCAACUAUGAUCCACCUGGUAACUUUGAAGGCCAAAGCCCAUAUUAGUUAAAUGUAUGAUUCAGUAUGUUCUAUCAUAGUUUGGCUAUAUAUAUAUAUAUAUAGAUAGUAGCCAUAUUAAGAAUAAAUAAGACUAUGAAAAACGUGUGGAAUAAGAGUUUCUUGCUCAUUAUUUUAUAUAGAUGUCCUCUUACUUUAAUUAUAAGUAAAUUUUUUCUUUUUAAAUUCAUUGAAUAACUAAUGUAUCUGACCUUAAUUAUAGACUCAAUACAUUAGUUUUUCAUUGAAUCAAAAAAGUUAAGAUUUGCUUACAAUUAAGAUCAGAUGGAGGAGGAGUAGUUAUCAAUGUUUUUAAUUCCAAUAAAAUAAUGCUUAUGUAAUUAAGUUCAUCAUGUAUAACUUGGAAACUAAUAAUGCUCAUGUAAUUUCUUCAAUAAAAAUGAAAUUGAUAUUUUAUUGUUAAA
Molecule: messenger RNA, 959 nt
Organism: Trifolium pratense (red clover)
Lineage: Eukaryota; Viridiplantae; Streptophyta; Magnoliopsida; Fabales; Fabaceae
Product: pathogenesis-related protein 1A-like
Exons: 1
Coding region: 61-543 (160 amino acids)
Cellular component (GO): extracellular region
Source: RefSeq, a predicted model, not a curated record